Molecule: messenger RNA, 462 nt
Organism: Staurois parvus
Lineage: Eukaryota; Metazoa; Chordata; Amphibia; Anura; Ranidae
Source: the annotation of a GenBank genome assembly
AUGUCGCUUGGUAUGCAGUCCGGAGCGAUCAUGCCAUACCAGCUGUCUGCCUCUUCUUCUCUGCACUCCAUCUUCUCUUCUUGGGUUCCAAAUUUGGCAAGGCUGAAUCUGCAAGGGCGAAUUAAUGCUUGGAGGCCACAGGCAGACAUACCCGGUGAAUGGUUCCAGGUGGACCUUGGCCAUGAUACGAAGGUGACCGGAAUAUUGAUACAAGGCGCCCGAUCGUUGUCCUCUAUGUACAUCACCGAGUUCUCUCUCAGCUACAGUAAUGACGGUCUCAGAUGGGCAGCUGUGCAAAGUUCCAGCGGACAACAGCAGAUAUUUCCUGGGAACAAGGACUCAGACACCCCAAUGUGGGUCACCAUGGAGGCUCCAGUUAUAGCACGAUUUCUUAAGCUGCACCCUGAGAAAUGGAAGGGCGGUAUUUCACUGAGGAUGGAAGUGUUGGGGUGCGGUGUAUAA